Molecule: messenger RNA, 1089 nt
Organism: Dictyostelium discoideum AX4
Lineage: Eukaryota; Evosea; Eumycetozoa; Dictyosteliales; Dictyosteliaceae
Exons: 2
Coding region: 1-1089 (362 amino acids)
Molecular function (GO): transferase activity
Source: RefSeq, a predicted model, not a curated record
AUGAAUAGUAAUAUUGAUGAUUUUUCAAAGUUAAAUCCAAUUGUUUUUCAUUUUUGUGGUCAAGCAGUGCAUUGGGGUGAAAUGGCAUUAGAACUUUAUAAAGGAAAUAAAAUUUUUAGAGAAUCAAUGGAUAAAAUUGAUAAUUAUUUAAAAAUAAAUUAUUUUAAUGGUGAAUCAAUGUUAAAUAAAUUAAGAAAAUCAACAAAUGAAGAUAAAAACAAUGAAGACCAAUAUUUAACACAUUCAAUUUUAUUUAUGUUUCAAGUUUCAAUGUUUGAACUAUUAAAAAGUGAAAUGAUAUUACCAUCUUGUAUUUUUGGUAUUAGUUGUGGUGAAAUGGCAAGUUUAUACUGUUCUGGUAUUUUAUCAUUAAAAUCAGUAUGUGAUUUACUUAUUGAAAGAGCAAAAUUAAUGGACACAUUUUAUAAUUUAAACCCAAAUGGUAUACCAUUUUUCAUAAAAAUGGGAGCAGAUCAAUUCAAUGAAAAAUACUCUAACAAAUACUCAGAUCUUGAAGUUUCUGCCAAAUUUUCAAAUUCUUCAACUUUAAUGGCAACUUGUAAUUUAGAACAAUUUGAACAAUUGGAAAAAGAGUUUAAAGAAAAUAAUAUUUUCAUUAAAAGAAUACCUUCGAAAAUCCCUUUUCAUUCAUCAGCAUUAGAUUGUAUUAAAGACUAUGCUAAUAAAACUAAAGAUGUUGAAAUCAAAAAUUCAAAUUCAAAUUCAAUCAUUCAAACUUAUUGCUCAUAUAAUGGUAAACUCUAUGAUCAAUCAAAUCCAUUCAAUAUUUUUGAAAGUAUUAGAUCUUGUGUUGAUGCUGAAUCAAUAACUCAUGAUAUUAUUAAAAAGUUUGAAUUAAAUGGUGCAAAAAAACUAAUUUUUGUUGAAAUUUCCCCUCAUCCAGUUCUUACCAAUAUGGUAUAUGAGAAUGUUAAAUCCUCAAAGUCAAAUGUCUUCACAACAGUUUCUAUUGACGAUACUGAUCCAAAUGUAAUUUCUCUUUCAUCUCUUAAUAAAAACAAUGAUGAUAUUGUUCAUAUAAAUAAUAUUAUUAAUAUAAUUAAAAAACAUACUAAAAUAAAUAAAUAA